CCCUCAGCGCUCAACCAAGCUCAUAAAAGGCAAAAAAACGUGUGUGGUUCUCGACGUGCCGCGAAUCUUCGAACGCAAGUGCGUUACCAUCCGCAGACUCUGAAAAAGCGUUCGCGGGACGCACCUACUGUCGCCGUCGCAAUUUCCAGCGCGACGCGUUUGUUCCGCUUGAGAUUCGGCACCUUAUACGCCAUGGCCCUCGUGUCUGCCGACUCCCGCAUUGCAGAACUUCUCACAGAGCUCCACCAGCUCAUCAAGCAAACCCAGAUGCAGGGUGCCAAAUGAAGGCCUCGCUCCUGUCCCCUCAACCUCAUGCUCACAGGAAGAGCGAUCGAGGAGUGAACACAACCUAGUGAACAUCCAGAAGACCCAUGAGCGGAUGCAGACAGAGAAUAAGAUUUCUCCUUAUUACCGGACAAAACUGCGAGGCCUCUACACCACCGCCAAGGCCGAUGCGGAGGCCGAGUGCAACAUCCUCCGCAAAGCCCUGGAUAAGAUUGCUGAGAUCAAGUCGCUGUUGGAAGAGAGGCGGAUUGCGGCCAAGAUCGCAGGUUUGUACAAUGACUCGGAGCCGCCUCGCAAGACCAUGCGCAGAGGGGUGCUGAUGACCUUGCUGCAGCAGUCGGCCAUGACCCUGCCCCUGUGGAUCGGGAAGCCUGGUGACAAGCCCCCACCCCUCUGUGGAGCCAUUCCAGCCUCAGGGGACUAUGUGGCCAAGCCUGGAGACAAGGUGGCUGCGCGGGUCAAGGCUGUGGAUGGGGAUGAGCAGUGGAUCCUGGCAGAGGUGGUCAGUUACAGCCAUGCCACCAACAAGUAUGAGGUAGAUGACAUUGAUGAAGAAGGCAAAGAGAGACACACCCUGAGCCGCCGGCGCAUCAUCCCACUGCCCCAGUGGAAAGCCAACCCUGAGACGGACCCUGAGGCCUUAUUCCAGAAGGAGCAGCUUGUAUUGGCCUUGUAUCCCCAGACCACCUGCUUCUACCGUGCCCUGAUCCAUACGCCCCCACAGCGGCCCCAAGAUGACUACUCGGUUCUCUUUGAAGACACCUCCUAUGCAGAUGGCUACUCCCCUCCCCUCAAUGUGGCCCAGAGGUACGUGGUGGCUUGUAAGGAACCCAAGAAAAAGUGAAGCUAAGCAGCAGACUGGAGGUUUGCUGCUGCCGUCCUCAUGGGAGAAGGCAAGAGAGGAUUUUCUGGGAUCAAAUAAAUAUUCUUCCCCCUC
Marmota monax (woodchuck) is the source of this 1222-nucleotide messenger RNA. RefSeq names its product SAGA complex associated factor 29 (gene Sgf29). NCBI's taxonomy places the organism in Eukaryota, Metazoa, Chordata, Mammalia, Rodentia, Sciuridae. The transcript is spliced from 10 exons. The record is from RefSeq and is a predicted model, not a curated record. The coding region runs from base 380 to 1129 and encodes 249 amino acids. Gene Ontology annotation, cellular component: SAGA complex.